AUUGGCUCCUUUCAAUCACAUGACCAAAACACUAUCAUGGCUGCCAGUACGGCGGCCAGGAUGAGUGUGGGGUUGACUUUGAUAUUUUCCCGAAUUAAUACAGGGUUUAAUUUCUGUAAUUUACCCAGGUUAAAUACCUGCGCGCAUACAAACCUUGGGUCGACGAAGGGAGGCAUCUUUGAUCCUUUUCGAAACCUCUACCGAAGCGUGCAAACAUCUAACUGUGUGUAUUUCAGCGAGAGCGUGAACACUAGUGCAGAAGACUCUGAAGAUACUGUUAAUGUGGUUUACAUCGACCGGUCGGGGAAGAGAAUCCCAGUCAAGGCCAAAGUGGGAGACAAUGUACUCUUCCUGGCUCGCCAGCAUGGAAUAGAAUUAGAAGGAGCGUGCGAAGCGUCUCUGGCCUGCUCCACGUGCCACGUCUACGUGAAGGACGACUACUACGACAAGCUCCCCCCGCCGGAGGAAAGGGAGGAUGACAUGCUGGACAUGGCUCCAGUGCUGCAGGAGAACUCGCGACUGGGUUGCCAGAUCAUCCUCACCCCUGAGCUGGAUGGCAUUGAACUGACGUUGCCUAGGGUCACACGCAACUUCUACGUGGAUGGCCACGUGCCCGCCCCCCACUGAACUUCAAACUGAAGCUUGAGUGUGCUUUGUCUGCCUCUGGAGGCGGCGGAGGUAAUCCUUGCCUGAGCACGCCUUCUGAGUGUCCAUGUUGUAUGUACACAGCCAAUGACGCACAGCAAAUCAGCCCCUGGUGUUGAGUGGCUUGGGCCUGCCACUGACAACCUGUAGUCGCCCGUCGCCUUUGUUAAGGUGGCCCCUGCCGCCGCCUGCCCUCGUACUGCUGUGAGCUGGGAGAUAGUCAUCCCGAGUCCCUUGUCUGUGGUUUAUUUAGCUCUGUAUCCAGUGUGCUUUCAACAUGGCAAAUUAGCUACUGUUAGCUGACUUUCACAAACUAAUUGUUUUCAGACUGUUCCUUAACUUUCACUGAUGUUAUGGAACAGUCUGAAAAGGCAGUAUACAGAUGAUGCCGAGGGGAACAAUAAGGCUGUUAACAAUUAGUUUAAAUAAAUGUAGUAUUUAUUUUUUAAAACAAACCAUGUAUAAUCCUUACUUAAAAUUGCUCUCCUUCUCGUCCAUCUUAUUGAAAUCACUGUCAUUGCUGAACCGUGCUACAAAGGAAGGGUUUGCCACUGAUGUUCCUGUUGAAUGCACAGCAGGUACUACACAAUCAAACAGCGCAGACCAAUAGAGACAGCAGGCAGGAUUACUCCAGUGUGAUCGUGAUUGCGGUCUGUUCAUAACAAAGGUAGAGAUCUUUGUCAUCGAGAUCCAAUCUGGAGCCUGAAUCAUCCAAUCUGGAGCCUGAAUCAUCCAAUCUGGAGCCUGAAUCAUCAAAUCUGGAGCCUGAACCAUCAAAACUGGACCCUGAACCGUAACCUGACCAAGACUCGUGACCCUUUCAUGUUGCCUUCCACAGUGCCACAGUAGUCUGACCAAGCAAUCAGCACGACCCUCAUAUUGGGUUUGAAAGCUCAGUCCCUGUGUACGCUGUUUUUUUUGUUGGUGCGCUUCUCCCCUGUUAGGAAUGCUCAGUCAUGCACAGCCGCACUCGUGCCGCAGUCUUCACAGCAGAUGUCAGAGAGCGUACACAAGCACACGCUCUCCUCUGAAGCAUGUGAUAUCACCAACUGCUCAUUUCCAGAGGCAGUCGUUCAUGUGCAGCUUCGCCAAGCAGACCACAGGCACCUGAUUGGACGGUGGGCGGUCGCUAGAGAGCAAUAAGAAACAGAUCCUAGUUGACUGAACCCUCCUUUACCCUUAGCUGUGCUACUGGCAAUUAUACAUCACCUUAUUGGUCUACCAGCCACCGUAGGCACUGGCAUGGUCAGGAUUCGAACCUAGAUCAUGGAUUCUUGCUUUAGAUCACAAACCCACAAGUGGCCCUAUAUUAGCCAUGGUAAAUCCAGCUUGUUCUCAGAAACUUCUGUAGGCUUACAAAAUAUGCUUAAUUGCAUAAGCCAACUGUCAGGUCCAACAGAAAAUACACAAUAACUGGAAUAAUAUAGAAAAAACCCCAGAAAGUGAAUUGUUCAUUUAAUUGGCAUUUGACACCUUGAUGUUCUAGGUGUCAUCAAGCUGGCUGUUUGAUCACAAGACCAGGUGUUAAUGUUACUCACUUAUCAUAUAACAGCUGUACAUCAGUUAUGUCAUUAUAUCAGUUCAAGGGUAACCCCUUCACUUUUUUGGUUGAUUUCCGAUGUCACUCUCAGGACACAGAUGCAUAACCGAUACCUAUUGUGGAGUGUGCAUCUUAAAAGGUCAAGGAAUGCUGCAGGUUAUCUUUCUGAAGAACAGAUUUGCACCUGAUACCAUUGAUGAGGUCACUUCCUGUCCCUAUAGACCUGAAAUGAAUCAAGGUGGAACAAUAAGCUAGGCAGAGGUUCUAAAAGAUUAAGUGUUUUCAAUUAGUGUGGUGCAUCAAAAGUAUCAGUCUCUAUAUUUUCUCCUGCAUUUUGAAUGAAUAGGUGCAUUUCACUAGCAGAGUAGCUGGGAUAUGCAAAAAACUGGUCUCACAGGCAUAGGGAUUCUUACUUCUGCAGGUGUACUUGCAUAGGAUUUACCAAUGGCUUGGCCUUCCCUUAACGUACUGUACAUGUCAGAACCACGCACAAAUGUUUUUGUUAAUGUAUUGUACAUUUUUUUAUUUGUAAAAAUAAAUUGUACUACAUAUUAUAUUAAA
Molecule: messenger RNA, 2746 nt
Organism: Anguilla rostrata (American eel)
Lineage: Eukaryota; Metazoa; Chordata; Actinopteri; Anguilliformes; Anguillidae
Product: ferredoxin-2, mitochondrial-like
Exons: 5
Coding region: 37-627 (196 amino acids)
Biological process (GO): P450-containing electron transport chain; positive regulation of oxidoreductase activity
Cellular component (GO): mitochondrion
Molecular function (GO): 2 iron, 2 sulfur cluster binding
Source: RefSeq, a predicted model, not a curated record